AGAAAAAGUCGACAGUAUUCUAUCCCACUCACAAAAAUUGUUUUUACUGCAGCUGUACUUCAACUAUUGUUUAGUAAUCUACAGGCAACAAAACGUUUUACUAUUGUUCACGUCACUUUUCAAUGCUAAGCCAAGUGAAGUGAAGUGAAUUCAAUAUUUGGAGUAUUUUAAAAGCUUUCAUUUUCCUUUUCAUUUUUCAUCAUAGUUUCUUUGUGACUAUAUUUAGAACAAUUAAAACGUUUAAAUGACAACGGUGAAAUUAAAAUAAGGCAGCAUGUUAUUUCUUUUUCUUAUCGGCAUUAAAUGCGUGAUUGGCGAUGGACAAUUUGAAUGUGGAGAACACGGCAGAUUUGAAUAUUGUAUAGAUGAAAUUCCAGGUUGCGUGAUAGGAUGCCAUUGCCACCCGGGAUAUUAUUUUGAUACGGAUUCUAAAAUAUGUGAACCAAAUAUUAAAUUAACCCAAAAUUACCGAAGAUAUUAUCAAACCAACGAACCUACGCCAGCUGAAAUUGCACACAAAGAAGUUGAAAGCACCGAACCUGUUCCAACCCUUGAUCCCGUUGACAAUCAAGUUGACGAAAUAACAAAAAAUGCUGAUGACUUAGGCGACUGGUUAUAUAACCAAUUCUUUAAAACUAUCGAAAAUCAAGUCAUCAAUAAAACAAAAGAAAAUAAUUUUCCAACGAGAAGAAACGGGAUUAGCCCCCUCGAAGUCAAAAGUAUAAGCAGAAGAAAAAUGUCGCGUAAAAAAAGAAAAAAAUCAAAAGACAAAAGAAAAAAAUCAAGCAUGCGAAGGAAGUUACUGCGCAUUACUGAGAAUGACAGUGUAUUUGAUUCAACAUCAGAAGAAUCCGAAUCCGAUUCGAGCGAAAGUGCAUCUGACGACAGUGGAACGUUUGAAAUCGAGCAAGGAGAAGAUAAACACACCGAUGAUAAAGAACAUGGUCACAAAAAGAUUGUUAUUAUAAAUAAGAAACCGAAGCCACCGCUGCCCUCAUUUAUUUUUUUACCGAAUAUGGACACGCCGUUCUAUCCACCGAUAGGACUCCCUCCACCACCAAUUAUGCCUAUGUACCCAUUUGUCCCUGUUCCACCCGUGCCCGCAUUUCCCUGUCCAGAUCAAGAAGAAAAUGGAGGUAGUACAACAACAGCUACAGUCACUACGACUACCUCAAGUAUAACAACGACUACGUUACCUUCAAGUCUAACGACAGAACAACCUUUAACAACUGUCUCUACUAUAGAUGAACAGGAUGCUGAAACAUCUAUAGAUAUUGGUCCCACUGAAAAAGCUGUAUCUGAAAAAGGGGUACGAGCUGGUCGCUACAAAAAGAAGAAUAGAGCAGCAAGACUCAAGCAACGUAAUAUGGAUGAGCCGUAUCCUGGUUUUACUAAAAGUCAUCCACUGCAAGGAUCGUCUAGAAGUCGAUCGAAACUUCUACAACGUUUACGCCAUAAAAUGAAGAAUUUCGCACCAAUUCAGCCUCCAAUAGAACAUGAAGAAAAUACAGAGAUUUCCUUUUUGGAAAGUGAUGGUUUUGACGAUACUCUAAAUAAUGAAAUACAAUCAAAGCCUAAUAACAACCCGAAAUCUGAAAAUGUAGAUUUUAAGUAUAUCAGUGAAUUAAUACAUAGAGUCAACCUCAACAAUACUGGCAAUCCAAUGAAAUACAAUCCAAGCGAUAGCGUUGAAGUAUAUAGCCCAGUUAAAUAUCACAAAAUGAAACACCAAAAUUUUAAUAAUCCCAAGGAUUCGCGUAGUGGUGAUUCGGAUGACUCAUAUUACACUAAUUUAGGAAGACAAAUUGCUUCAAUCAUUCGAAAUGCAGACGCACAAAAUCAACAAGUUAAUAUAGAAAUUGAACAAACAAACCAAAAUACUGAAAAUCAUGUUUUCUUUAAUGAAAAUUCUCCAAAAUCAUUUUGGGAAAGAUCUGUGAGAUCUCCAGUUAAAUUUAUUAAUUCAAACAAAAACAAUUAUGAUUAUCUUAAAAGAAGUAAUGAGUUAUUAUUUAACAUUGAAAACAAAGUAUCAAUUAUGGCAACAACAGAACCAUCUUUAAGUUUACAAGAUAUAGAAAACAUAGUUAAUGUCAUGGCAAAAGCGCAGAGAAAAAUAAAGCACAAUCAACAUGAUCUCAACAACAUUAGAACUUCCAAUAAAAAUCUUAAUUUGAAUCUAUGGCCGAAAGAUAGUCAACAUUUAGAAAGCAAUCUCCAAAACAUUCAAGCAAAGCCUGUAUUGCAUGAAAAUGAGAAAAAUGUUUUUAAAAAAUUGCCAGAACUACGUGGUGUAAGCAUGCAAAAUUUUCAUCGAUUUACAGCUUGGUUAAGUACAGGAAAAAAUAAUGAAACAUAUAAAGACAAAACGUAUUUGACUGAGACAAAACCCUUAGAAAGAAAAUUUAUCAACACAAUGGAUAAACAAAGUCAAUUGCCAAUAACUGCAGUUUCUACACGACCCGUGGCUCUAAGAUCGAAUAGUUCUAUGAUUCCAAAAACACCAAUUAUAGACCACCAGUCCUUCCAUUCGAUGUUACCAAACUACAAAUAUAUGGAAAGAAAAAAAUAUUUUCAAGACAACAGUAAUACUGGAGUCAAUGACGGAUAUGUUAUCCCAAUGAAACCUGUUAAUCAGUUUUUAAACAUGCCGUUUGAUCCACAACCAACAUAUUUUCAUCAUGAUAUAAGUCAUUUUCAUUAUUUCUAAUCUGUAGAUAAAUCUCUUACGUUAGAUAUAAGUAUAACAUAUAUUUCGCGUGAAGAUUAUUUUAUAUUUACAAUUUUUAAAUAAGUUUUAAAUAUUUUAUAAACUAAAAUAAAUAAAAAUGCAGAAGA
This is a messenger RNA of Colias croceus (clouded yellow), 2838 nucleotides long. RefSeq lists its product as uncharacterized. The transcript is spliced from 7 exons. The record is from RefSeq and is a predicted model, not a curated record. The coding region runs from base 275 to 2710 and encodes 811 amino acids. NCBI's taxonomy places the organism in Eukaryota, Metazoa, Arthropoda, Insecta, Lepidoptera, Pieridae.